GCCUGGCUGGCGUUCAGGAGAAGGAAGGCGCUGAGCUCAAACUACGGAAGCUCGGCGGCGCGGCGGCCUUUGGCGGGCUCGCGGACUUCAGAGUGUUUCUGGCUUUAAAAAAAUAGCUUGUAGAAAUGGGUCGCCGUUCAUCAGACACUGAAGAAGAGAACAGAAGCAGAAGAAAAAAGAAACAUCGUAGGAGGUCAUCUUCGAGCAGUUCUUCUGAUAGUAGAACUCACAGCCGUAAGAAAUCGGGAAGAAAGUCAAGAUCACGGUCUCGAGAUCUCCAGUUUCGUUCACAUUCAUAUGAAAAGAGGCAUAGGCAUCGAUCUAGCAGUAGCUCUUCAUAUGGAUCCAAGAGAAAACGGAGCCGCAGUCGAUCAGGAGGACGAGGAAAAUCAUAUCGGUCUCAGAGAUCACGAUCAAAAAGCCGAACAAGAAGAUCACACUCCAGACCCCAGCAACGUUCCUAUAGUCGAAGCAGUGAAAGGACCAGCCACAGAAGAACUCGUAGCAAGUCUCGUGAUAAAGAAAGACGCAAAGGCAGAGAUAAAGAGAAGGCAAGGGAGAAGGAACGGGCCAGGGGGAAAGAGAAAGAUCAGCAUUACACCAAAAGUGGAGAUGCUGGAAACAUCAAAGCUGGAUUAGAACAUCUGUCUGCUGCCGAACAGGCCAAAGCUAGAUUACAGUUGGUUCUUGAAGCUGCUGCUAAAGCUGAUGAAGCAUUAAAGGCUAAAGAGAGAAGUGAAGAAGAAGCAAAGAAGAAAAAGGAAGAAGACCAAACCAGCCUCGUAGAGCAAGUGAAACGAGUAAAAGAAAUUGAAGCAAUUGAAUGUGACUCCUUUGUUCCACAGACAUUCAGAUCAAGUAAAGAAGUCAAAAAGGCAACAGAAUCUGUUGAAGUGAAGAGUGAACCAGCAACAGCAGAAGUGGUAAAUGUUGGUCUGAGUGCUACAGAAAAAGAAUCCAUGCCUGGAAUUAUUCCUACUGCUAUCAAAUACCAAGAUGAGAACUCACUUGCCCAUCCCAAUCUCUUUGUUGACAAGGCAGAAGCAGAAGAAAGAUGGUUCCAGAGACUGAUUGCUCUUCGACAAGAGAGGCUAAUGGGCAGUCCUGUGGCUUGAGUGAAUUAAAUAGUCUACAGAAUUUCACUGUCUUCUGUUCUAUAAAAUCCCAGUGGUAAAAUUGGAUGAGUGUUGAAAUAAAUAUGGCCAAUGAGAAAAGGAAGAUUUUAACCUGGCCUCUAUUUGAUGCCGAUGUUGUUUUAAUUCAUUACUGUAAUAAUGUAACUAUGUGUACUCUGAAUGCCUGGUCCUUGCUUCACAGGUAAAAUGAAGGUGGAAUAAGAAAGAGCAUCAGAAGAACUGCUGAGGCAUUAUCCUGAAGGCAGUCAAGAGGCCUUGUCUAUGCUUUCUGAUGGUAUCCAGGCCUAUUAGAAAAAAAUAACAAGUGUCUUCCCGCAAGCUGUUUGCCAACUGUGAUACAAUUUCUUUAUAUUGAAAUCUUGAAAAUUAAAAGUUACCCAGAAUGAGACAUCUAUCAGUAGAAAACUUUAAAAUGUAUACCACUCUCUCUCAAAAGAAGCAAGCAAAUCUGAGUUUUUCUGUUCUUUGACAUUGAUAUUAUUAAAGUUUAAUCAUAUGCUUU
Molecule: messenger RNA, 1638 nt
Organism: Elgaria multicarinata webbii
Lineage: Eukaryota; Metazoa; Chordata; Lepidosauria; Squamata; Anguidae
Gene: RSRC1
Product: arginine and serine rich coiled-coil 1
Exons: 10
Coding region: 126-1115 (329 amino acids)
Biological process (GO): alternative mRNA splicing, via spliceosome
Cellular component (GO): nucleus; cytoplasm
Source: RefSeq, a predicted model, not a curated record